Molecule: messenger RNA, 2894 nt
Organism: Boleophthalmus pectinirostris (great blue-spotted mudskipper)
Lineage: Eukaryota; Metazoa; Chordata; Actinopteri; Gobiiformes; Gobiidae
Product: leucine-rich repeat and fibronectin type III domain-containing protein 1-like protein
Exons: 10
Coding region: 1-2076 (691 amino acids)
Molecular function (GO): protein binding
Source: RefSeq, a predicted model, not a curated record
AUGGAGAGUCUGUGGUUGUCUUUGCUCUUGCUAGCGGCAGUGUGCAGGGGCCAACCGUGUCCCAAACGCUGCAUGUGCCAGAGCCUCUCCCCAUCUCUCGCCAUCCUCUGCUCCAAAACCGGUCUGCUCUUCGUACCCGGGGCCAUAGACCGUCGUACUGUGGAGCUCCGACUGCAGGAGAACUUCAUUACAGCCGUGCGCAGGAAGGACUUUGCCAACAUGACGGGCCUGCUGCACCUGACUCUGUCCCGCAACACCAUCAGUCAGAUCCUGCCAGGGGCCUUCAGCGACCUACGCCGCCUCCGGGCCCUGCACCUCGACUCCAAUAGAUUAACUGUGAUCAAGGAUGACCAUUUCAAAGGCCUGACCAACCUACGUCAUCUGAUCCUGGCGAAUAACCAGCUCCACUCCAUUUCCCCACAUGCCUUUGACGACUUCCUGGCCACGCUGGAGGACCUGGACCUGAGCUACAACAACUUGAUGGAGGUCCCUUGGGAAACCAUCGGACGCCUCACCAAUGUCAACACCUUAAACAUGGACCACAACCUCAUAGAAAAUGUCCCACAAGGAGUGUUCACCAAUCUGCACAAACUAGCCAGGCUUGACAUGACGUCUAACAAGCUAAAGAAAAUCCCUCCAGAUCCAUUGUUCCUGAGAAUCCCGGUUUAUGCCAAGUCCAAAGGCUCCCCUCUCUCCUCGCUGGUCCUGAGUUUUGGGGGGAACCCUCUCCACUGUAACUGUGAGCUGCUGUGGCUCAGGAGGCUGACCCGAGAAGAUGAUCUAGAGACGUGUGCAUCUCCGCCUGACCUCAGUGCCAAGUACUUCUGGACCAUUCCUGAAGAGGAAUUCAUCUGUGAUCCACCAGUUCUGACCCGUAAGUCUCCUCAGACGGUGGCGAUGGAUGGACAGCCCGCCAGCCUCAAGUGCAAAGCCAACGGAGACCCAGAGCCAGAGGUCCACUGGAUCAGUCCUGAAGGCCGACUCAUAUCAAACACAUCCAGAACUAUGGUUUACCCUAACGGAAGCCUGGAAAUCAAUGCCACAACUGCUAAGGACGCUGGGAAUUUCACCUGCAUUGCCUCCAACGCUGCGGGGGAGUCUACGGGCCGAGUGGAGCUGGUUGUAACCGCCGUGCCCCACCUGGCCAACAGCACCAGCCGGAGUCGAGACCCCUCCUCUGACCCCGCCCCCUCGGACAUCCUCACCUCCUCUAAGGCCGCGUUACCUAGCAACGAGACACGAGGAACGGAUCGGAGAGUCUCAUUGGUGGAGCUGACGGGAAACUCGGCCCUCAUCAGGUGGAGCAGUCAGGCGCCCAUAACAGGAGUGAGGAUGUUCCAGGUCCAGUACAACAGCUCCGGGGAUGACACCUUGGUCUACAGAAUGAUUCCAUCCACGACCAACGACUUCCUGGUCCGUGACCUGGCGCCUGGGCGGAGCUACGACCUGUGUGUUUUGGCGGUGUUUGAUGAUGUGGUCACUUCACUCACUGCCACUCGCCCUUUGGGAUGUCUCUCCUUUAACACCGACACAGAGUUCAGUCAGUGCCAGGCUAUCCAUAGCCACUUUCUGGGAGGAACUAUGAUCAUUAUCAUUGGUGGAAUCAUUGUGGCUUCGGUUCUGGUUUUUAUAAUUAUCUUAAUGAUACGAUACAAAGUGUACAGCCAUGGAACGGGCCACGGGAAAGCGGCCAUUUCUGCGGCUGCACCAAGAACACAGAGCAACGGGCAAGGAGGACAGGUACAGGUCCUCCCUCAGUCUGCAUCCAAAGUGACUGAUGGUCAAGAGGACCAAGAGCUGGGCCCGUCCCGAGCCGUGUCGCCUAGCAACACCCUCAGAGACACUGUUGCUCUGGUGGAGGAGGAGAGCACAAGCCAGAACAUUAUGUCUAGGACUGACUCUUUGGCUAGUGAAGAAGUGCUCUCCCCUACUAAGGCCCGCUUCACUUCCCGAGUGGCCAUCGAGAUGAAAAACAGACCGCCAUCUGUCGCCAAAGAAGCAACCUCCCCCAAGGAUCUGGCAGCAGCAGACAGCAGACGGCCUCGUAGUGUGGAGUGGAGGGCCUAUAAGAUCUGAAGCUCAGUAGACCACAAAACUUCACUCUCAAAAGCCCUGAUGUUGUUGUUCAAAAUGGUGGACGUGGAGCGCACACUGCACCACCAGGGACAGCCUAAUGAAAAAGCCAGAAGAAAAAAAAAAACAACACCUGGACUGCCCUCUCCUGUGCCCCUUCUGUCACUCCCUUUUACUCCCCUCAUUCUUUGUUUCUCUAUAACACAGGCAUAUAGACCUUCACCUGGUUCUCACAAGAUUUGAAAGCAACAUCAUUGGUGGAUUUCAACGUUUUUGUAUCACUAUCUCUGUUUAGGUGGACCCAGUUGUUUUCAAAGCAGCGGCACUUACACAGUAUAUCCAAAUAUAUGAAAUGAAAACUUUGUCGGAGAGAUUGAAAAAAAAUGCAUGGAAUUUGAAAAGUAAUAUGACGCAAACAUUUGCACUGGCUCAACACAGGAACGCUGCUCCACGGCGUCUGCCAAUGUACGGAUUAACCUGGUAGACAAAACUGGAAUCAAGAAAGCACAAAAGCAGUGGAGCAGAACUUGUUUGAGCUUGAAUUUGGACUAUGUGAAAUGAAAAAUGCAGACUUUUUGAACUGGACUGGUUUGGUAUCAACUAGCGAAUCCUCUCUCCAACGCCUCGGGAGCUAAGGCUGGGAUACCCCUGUGGAUCAGUACUGCAGGCCCACUUAAACAGAGCCAGUGAUCAAAAGGGAAGCCACAAAGAACGUCUGAAGUUACCCAGAAAUCAACAGCUACAAGAGACAACAGAGGAGCAGGGUAUCAGUCACCGCUGUUCUGUCACGGCUUCAUUCACGUCAAUUAUGUCACUUAGCA